Messenger RNA from Glycine soja, 707 nucleotides. Its product is annotated as thioredoxin H1-like. The transcript has 3 exons. Bases 86 to 448 code for a protein of 120 amino acids. Lineage: Eukaryota; Viridiplantae; Streptophyta; Magnoliopsida; Fabales; Fabaceae. The record is from RefSeq and is a predicted model, not a curated record.
CAUCUAUGGCUAUGUGAUACAUAUUGAAAUUCUUUAGUUGUAACUGACAAAGUUUUCUGAGAAAAUAAGGAUUAUUAUUGAGAGAAUGGCUGGCUCAUCGGAAGAGGGACAAGUCAUUAGCUGCCACACCGUUGAAGAAUGGAACGAUCAACUCCAGAAGGGCAACGAAUCCAAGAAACUCAUUGUUGUGGAUUUUACUGCUUCUUGGUGUGGACCAUGCCGUUUCAUUGCACCAUUCUUGGCUGAGCUGGCUAAGAAGUUCACAAGUGUCAUAUUCCUAAAGGUGGAUGUGGACGAAUUAAAGAGUGUUUCUCAAGAUUGGGCUAUUGAGGCUAUGCCCACUUUUGUGUUUGUGAAAGAGGGAACGCUUCUGGACAAAGUGGUGGGAGCAAAGAAGGAUGAGCUGCAGCAGAAAAUACAGAAACAUGUGGCUUCAGCUAGUGCUUAAUCUAGCUCACCUUCAGAAACUUUAUAUAUGCGCUUUCUUUUCAUAAUCUUGUACUAGACUUAUGUUGGUAUUUCUGUUAUUGCACCAAUCAGCUUUUCAAAGGUGAUGACUCCUAUCAUCUAUUUCUGAAUAGUAGUAACUGGUCCUUUCUUCCGUCUUAAAUAAUAGUGGAUGGUGCUAUAUCAUGAAUCUUAAUUACAUAGACCUUCCUGUUUUCCCUUUUAGUAUUAAAACAUAUGGGAAUUCUAUUUUACUGGUA